UAGUAUAAGUUUGGAUUAAUGUAACUCUAUGCUUCCCACUUAUAGUUAGCUUACGUCCUCAUUACUGUUAAUUUCCGGAACUUUCUACGCUUUCCAAUACAGAAGCAUCCUUUUUUCCUUUUUCUUUUAUGAGAUAUUCAGAACCAAUCGAGUAGCCCCGCGGAAGCUUCUGGAACUGCCCAAACACUACACCUUCCCAUCGCUUCGACGUCCGUUGUAUAUUCUCCUUCACAUGAUAUAAACACAUUCAAAGCCUUGAACCAGCUCAAACAAACACAUUUAUAUCAAGCUUUUGAUCCAUUUAGCUCACAACUUCAUUCAGGCAUUUUCACAAACAAUUGGCAAUGGCUGACGAAGGUACGGUUACAGUCUACAACAGCAGUGCCAUCACCGACGCCAAGAAGAACUUAUUUUCAAGCAAGGUCGGUCUAGCCCAAAUGCUCAGAGGUGGAGCGAUUGUCGAAGUCACGAGUGCCGAACAAGCCAAGAUCGCCGAGUCUGCCGGAGCUUGCUGCAUCGUCGUAACAGAGCAAGUCCAAGGUGGUAUUUCGCGAAUGCCGGAUCCAGCUCUCAUCAAAGAAAUCAAAAGAUCCGUCUCAAUUCCCUUAAUGGCGAAAGUCCGAGUUGGGCAUUUCGUUGAAUCCCAAAUUCUCGAAGCCAUCGGUGUUGAUUACGUCGAUGAGAGCGAGCUUCUUGCCAUUGCUGAUGAAGAUCAUUUCAUCAAUAAACAUAAUUUACGGGUCCCAUUCGUUUGUGGGUGUCGAGAUCUUGGAGAGGCCUUGCGGAGAGUGAGAGAAGGAGCCGCUAUGAUAAGGACUCAAGGAGAUCUAUUGGGUACAGGCAACAUAGUGGAGACGGUUCGCAAUGUGAGGAAAGUAAUGGCGGAUAUAAGGAUUUUGAAUAACAUGGAUGAAGAUGAAGUGUUUGCGUUUUCGAAGAAGAUAGCAGCGCCUUACGAUCUUGUCGCUCAAACCAAGCAAAUGGGUAGGCUUCCAGUAGUCCAUUUUGCUGCGGGAGGGGUUAUGACGCCAGCAGAUGCGGCAAUUAUGAUGCAAUUGGGGUGCGAUGGAGUGUUUGUUGGAUCGGAAAAUUUCAAUAGUUCGGAUCCUUAUAAGAGAGCUCAUGCAAUUGUGCAGGCUGUUAGAAACUAUAAUGAUCCACAUGCGUUGGCGGAGAUGAGCAGCGGGUUGGAGUAUGCCAUGGCGGGCCUUAAUCUCAGUGAGGACAGGGUCGAACAGUUUGGUACUGGAGGUACCAAUUGAUCGAAGUUUUGUCAACUCUAAUUUGUAUGAUCUGUUAAAUUUCCAGUCUAUAACUGUAGUAGAGAUGUCCUGUUUCAGCAUUGAGGUUGUUCUGUUGAGGUUGUUCUUUUAACACGAAUAUAUCUGAUAUUAUCUUUCUGGAGGACGUAGUAAAUUGAUUUGGCAAAAUGUUUGGGAUUAAUUGUUCUAAUUACACAUAUGCAUAAGAAAAUUAUGACUCAUGAAUGUGUUCACACGAUUAUUCAAUCAUUUGGUAAUUAUUUAACAUGGUUGUGACUAAGGGAUGUUGGAAUAGACAUUACAAAGCUUUUUU
This is a messenger RNA of Ilex paraguariensis (yerba mate), 1575 nucleotides long. The record is from the annotation of a GenBank genome assembly. Lineage: Eukaryota; Viridiplantae; Streptophyta; Magnoliopsida; Aquifoliales; Aquifoliaceae.